Messenger RNA from Talaromyces marneffei, 840 nucleotides. RefSeq lists its product as uncharacterized. Lineage: Eukaryota; Fungi; Ascomycota; Eurotiomycetes; Eurotiales; Trichocomaceae. Gene Ontology annotation, biological process: exonucleolytic trimming to generate mature 3'-end of 5.8S rRNA from tricistronic rRNA transcript (SSU-rRNA, 5.8S rRNA, LSU-rRNA); CUT catabolic process; nuclear polyadenylation-dependent rRNA catabolic process. The coding region runs from base 1 to 840 and encodes 279 amino acids. The transcript has a single exon. Gene Ontology annotation, molecular function: RNA binding. Gene Ontology annotation, cellular component: nuclear exosome (RNase complex); cytoplasmic exosome (RNase complex). The record is from RefSeq and is a predicted model, not a curated record.
AUGAGUACAACUUCCAUCGUCCUACCGGGCGACCAGAUCCCCUCAAAUCUCCUACCCUCCGCAGCAUCAACGACUCCCCUCAGACUUGGCCCUGGCCUCCGAUUAUUACAACGACAGUCACAGAAUACCAACACCAACACCAAUCCUCCGCCAGCACAUGUCAUUCAAGCCACACAAGCUGGAAUACUUUCCAUAGACCCCAAUCGCAAAUCUGUUUCAGUCCAAACAUUCCCCAAUCGUCGCUACAUCCCGACUGUCAAUGACUUGAUCAUUGCCCAGGUCCAGCGCUCGUCGCAGGACUUUUUUCAUUGCAUAAUCACUCCACAUGCACCAUUCGCGGUUCUGGGCCAGCUAGCGUUUGAAGGCGCAUCGAAAAAGACGAGACCAAAUUUGAAACAGGGUGAUUUGGUAUAUGCGCGGGUACUUUCCGUGGGCGUCGGUGCUGGCACAGAGGUCGAACUUACCUGUGUGAAUCCCGCUACGGGAAAGGCAGAGCCCGGUGGUUUGGGACUGCUGAGCGGUGGGAUGCUCUUUGAUAUUUCUACGGGGCUUGCUGCACGGUUGAUGAAGGCGAGUUCAUCUUCGUCUUCAGCAGAGGCUACAUCAGUAGUCAUACUUGAGGAACUCGGAAAGAAGUUUGAGAGCAAAGGAGGGUUUGAGAUUGCUGUUGGAAGGAACGGAAAGGUCUGGGUGGAUUGUUCCGGCAGCGGUGAUAUUGGCAUCAAGAUUACUAUUGCUAUUGGACGGUGUUUGAAGGAACUAGAUCAGCGACAUAUGACUUCGAUAGAGCAGAGGAAGCUGGUGUCGAGAGUAUUACGAGAAUUGAAUAUUGACGUUUAA